AUGGCUACUAAGCCAGUGUCAGCCAUUCUUGUACUUGUCAUCAUGGUUCCUACCGUUGCUUUGCCGACCGAACACAUGGUUGGAGACAACAGUGGUUGGACGAUUAAAUUCGAUUAUGAAAAAUGGGCCAAUUGCAAGGAAUUCCAAGUUGGAGAUAAACUCAUUUUUAAGUACCCACAGGGAGUUCACAAUGUCUUCAAAGUGGACGGUACAGGCUUUAAGAACUGUGUGGCGCCGUCGGACAAUGAGGCUUUAUCAACCGGAAAUGAUGUGAUUACCCUAGCGGCUCCUGGAAAGAAGGGGUACAUAUGUGGAGUUGGCAAUCACUGCGAGUCUAGGGGACAGAAGCUGGCCAUCAACGUUCAAGUGGCAGACCAGAAAUCAGCAGCGAAUGGGAUCGUGACAUUUGGAUAUCAAGCAAUCACAUUGGCAGGGAUUACAUUCGCAGUGUGGGUCUAGUUUGAUUAGCGUCGUCGACUUCACUUUGAUGAAACAGAAGAUUCAUGAUUUUUCUUUUUCUUUUCUUCUGUUUUCAUUUGUUUAUUUUAUUUUUUAAUUUGGUUUUUUUGUUUUUUGUCCUGGAAUUGAUGGGUGGGUUCCCUUUACAUGUAUCAGUGUUACCCAAGAUUUAAAUGGCAUUAUGAAAAUUUACCAAAGUUCUACUGAUUCCGUCACAGUCAAUCCCCAUGUUGCCACACGUAUGCAUAUACACAGCGCCAUGCCUCGAAUACUUGUUUUCUUGCGGUCGAAUCUUGGGUGCGUCACACUCCCACAUUUGAAUGUAGACUGUUGGAGAGUUUAUCUAAUCUUCCAUUUUAGUAUACGUGUGGCUCAUUG
Molecule: messenger RNA, 837 nt
Organism: Magnolia sinica
Lineage: Eukaryota; Viridiplantae; Streptophyta; Magnoliopsida; Magnoliales; Magnoliaceae
Product: blue copper protein 1a-like
Exons: 2
Coding region: 1-459 (152 amino acids)
Cellular component (GO): plasma membrane
Molecular function (GO): electron transfer activity
Source: RefSeq, a predicted model, not a curated record